Molecule: messenger RNA, 988 nt
Organism: Helicoverpa armigera (cotton bollworm)
Lineage: Eukaryota; Metazoa; Arthropoda; Insecta; Lepidoptera; Noctuidae
Gene: SmF
Product: small nuclear ribonucleoprotein F
Exons: 3
Coding region: 159-425 (88 amino acids)
Biological process (GO): mRNA splicing, via spliceosome; spliceosomal snRNP assembly
Cellular component (GO): pICln-Sm protein complex; U1 snRNP; catalytic step 2 spliceosome
Molecular function (GO): RNA binding
Source: RefSeq, a predicted model, not a curated record
UUUUUUUUUCUAUGAGUUGUUUUUUGUCGAUGAUCUGAGUUUAUGCCAAAAUGAUGCCAAAUUCCAUUAUCUGUGGUUUACGCAUUUUUGGGCUUGCUUGGCCGCUGUGUUUCUAGGUUAUAAUUUUGUAAUCAACGAAAAAAGAAAAACCUAUUAAAAUGGCGGCGGCUAUGCCAAUAAACCCUAAACCCUUCCUCAACAGUUUGACCGGUAAAUCUGUGCUGGUAAAACUAAAGUGGGGCCAUGAAUACAAAGGUUUGCUAGUGUCUGCUGAUGGAUACAUGAACUUGCAACUAGCUAAUACUGAAGAAAUCGUCGAUGGAUCAUGUACAGGAAAUCUUGGCGAAGUCCUCAUUAGGUGUAACAAUGUCCUGUACGUCAGGGGAGCUGAGGAGGAAGACGAGGAGGGAGAAAUGAAAGAAUAACAUUAAUUAUUUUACUAUAGAUAUAAGGGUUAGGUUUAAGUUUUCCAUACCUUAAGUCUUGUGUUGAAACAUCAUCAUCAUCAGCCUAUUGCAGUCCACUGCUGGACAUAGGCCUCUCCAAGUGUGUUGAAACAGUUGUUGAAUAUUCCCAGAUAUAAUGUCAAUGUAGUAGUUCAACUUGAAUGGCAAGGCGACAAGAGCGUUCAGCAAGAGUUAGAACUAUUCUUUUUUAAAAAAAAAGAUUCUGUAUAAAGGCUAUUUGUACAGUACCUAUGUACAAAAUAUCUUGGCAAAUCUUUAGUAAGCUGCUUGACAGCCCAGUAGAACUUUUGUGAACGAAUUUGAUGAGUGCUCAGCUAUUUAAUUAAGUUCAGAGAUAUCUAAACACAUUGGACAUACACACUGUAAUAAGUCAUUAAAAGUUAACAAGCAAUAUUGUUUGUUUCACUGGGAAUUAUAAGUACUUCAACAAAUAAGUAUGUGUGAUAUUUAAAAUUUGUAAUAACACAUAUUGCAUUUCCAAAUGUCUAUGAUAAACCUGAAUAAAACGUUAUUCAGAUACA